AUUGUCAUUGUGCUUGAUAGAUCAAAAAAAUGCCGUCCUCCGUGCCGAUGAAGAUCGCAAAGAUGAAGCAGGUCGGCAAGAAAGCCGUCGCCAAGCAGAAGCCCGGGACUCCGAAAUCGAAGGCGGCUGCAAAGGCCACCCCAAAAAAGGUGGUUCGAAAAACGACCAGCAAAAAUACAACAAAGGACUCGAAGGCGCAUAAUCCUGCCAAGCACAAGAAGAUCAAUAGAGCAGCCCUCAAGUGGUCGCCUGCGUCGUCAGUUAUGAUUUGGAACCUGUAGCACACUAUCCAAGUUAUAUUGUAUAACACCGUCAUAGUACUGCGCCCAACAGCUUCUGUGUGUUCUUAGUGGUUAUCGGAUGUUUUCGCUGAUGCGUAUAAAAUAUAUUUUGAUACUGAUUGUCCGAUAAUUACAGCUCCUUAGCCUCACCACAGGAGAAGGAGCUGCGACAUAUUUGUCGUAUUAUAUGGAAGUCAGUGUUGAACAAGGGCAAUAAUUCUUUGCCUAGAGCACCCCCUUUCUGGUUGUAAAAAGACCACUUCGCUCUAAAGCCAACAAAAAGCCGGCGCGCGAGGCCUCCUCGUCGGCAAGCCAAGCACUUGAAACGAAAAGAAAACCGAAUUUGGAGCCUGAAGAACAAGCAGAAGAUGACGAAGAUAAGCCGGAAGGACGUGAAGAAAGCGAUCUACUGCCACGGAUGAAGCGAAAGUAUGUGAAGCGCGUGAAGUAUAGCAAAAAGCCCCUGAAUGAG
Messenger RNA from Amoebophrya sp. A25, 753 nucleotides. Lineage: Eukaryota; Dinophyceae; Syndiniales; Amoebophryaceae. The record is from the annotation of a GenBank genome assembly.